AUGAAAUAGUUCAUGGCCUCGCGUCAUACAAAUGAUCCCGCUCGGUCAAAAUAACUAGGGUAACAUACUAUGUUAUGUAAAUAUAAUGUGAAGGAUAUAAUAAAUAUGUUUAGUACUUGCGCACUGCAUUUACAUCAAGGCGAUAGAAAGAAUCUGGUGCCACUAUUUGUGUAUCGAGAUUAGGAAAUCGCACAAGGAUUAAAGUCAUUUGGAAUUAACGUCUAAAACACGAUUAUAAGGUUAAUUAAAGCAUGAAGGACAGCAAACCACAGAAUCCAGCUGGAAAAUCAACACCCAUCGAUGUUGAAGGCAAAGUCAACAACUCUCAGGUAUCGGAGGACUUUCACAAAAAAAAGAAGCACAAAUGCAUCAAAGGAAAAUUACCAAUCCUAUUGUCUGUGAUAUUUGUUUUGGGUGUUGCAGUUGGCACGUAUUUUGUAGUAGUGUCAACGGGAGACAAUGAAGACGAUAUGAAUAGCUUUUCUACAAAGUCACAACGAAAUAAGACAUCUAGCGCUGUUCAAUCCAAUAAAGUGUCAGAUGUUUCCUCAGUUAUAACAGCAGGUUUGGACGAGAGCAGCGAUAAAGAGAUAAAUGGAACCGGGUUCAAGACGGACCCUAUUUGCCGAGAUUUUUUGAAGUCAUCUGUAUUUGUGUUUGAUUGCUACCAUCAAAGAGCAUUCAAUGCCUUACCUAUAAACAGUACAGUCAAAUGUUCGUAUCUGAACAGAGUUGGUUUGUGUAUACAAGACCUAUUGGAGAAUGAAUACGGAGUUGAUUGUGACAGACUAGAUCAGUUGUACCUCCUCAAUUUAAAUGCAGAAGUCCUUAAGGAGAGAAGCAACUUCGAUGCCAAAACGGAAUGUGGAGAAUGGUAUACAUUUUACACAAAAGCAACUAACAGAACCCUGGUAUGAAUCAAACGGAAAGACUGGAUGUCUCGUUUUAGUUGAUGUAGUUCAUGUAUAUAUAUUUAUAGAUUGCCUAAAAUACAUCAUAGAAUUCAAAUGUUUAACAUAACGAUGCGUUAAGUUAACAAGUAAAAGUGUUAUCUCGAUCAGAUGUUUUUUUGUAUAAAUAAUAUAACUAAUUGUCCGUCUAAAUGAACAUUGUCCUACAUGUAUCACAACAAGCUGCAUCGUUACUAGUAUGUAUCCAUUUGUUGAAGUAAUUUUGCGAUUGGUUUCUAUUAAAACCAAUGUUAAAAGCUA
Mizuhopecten yessoensis (Yesso scallop) is the source of this 1211-nucleotide messenger RNA. RefSeq lists its product as uncharacterized. The transcript has 9 exons. Lineage: Eukaryota; Metazoa; Mollusca; Bivalvia; Pectinida; Pectinidae. The record is from RefSeq and is a predicted model, not a curated record. Bases 252 to 917 code for a protein of 221 amino acids.